This is a messenger RNA of Lepisosteus oculatus (spotted gar), 4048 nucleotides long. RefSeq names its product transmembrane protein 259 (gene tmem259). The record is from RefSeq and is a predicted model, not a curated record. Gene Ontology annotation, biological process: positive regulation of ERAD pathway; response to endoplasmic reticulum stress. Lineage: Eukaryota; Metazoa; Chordata; Actinopteri; Semionotiformes; Lepisosteidae. Gene Ontology annotation, cellular component: endoplasmic reticulum.
GCCUAGUCCGAGAGCCGGGGCACUAGUGAGCCUGCGACACCGCUGUCGUUGCCUUCGUCAGUACAGCAGCACGGAAACAUCAGUACUUUCGAAAUAUAGCAGUUUAAAGCAAAACGCAUAAGGACACUGUCAUAUGGGCUGUUUUCAGUUGUUUUUCAGUAGAGGCUGGAUACCCCAAAGAUGCGGGGGAGUUCCGCGGCUGUGUGGGGUUGCGAUGAUUGAGUAAAGAAUGUGGACAUAUGGUUACUCCUUAGGCCACUGGGACAGGCUUUUAUAGUAGGCUGGGAGUGAAAGACAUUUUUCUUCGCAUUUUUGUUUUUGUAUCUUGGGAAACGUCCCCUAUUACGGCACCCCUACUCGGUCGGCGUGAUUUUUUUUUUUCGUUUCGUUCAUCGGCGGUCCGAGAAAUGGUGUCGGAAGGGGGCGAGUGGACUAUAUCCCGCUGAAAGCCAGGGCUUGUUUAUUUGAGCAGCCUGGCGGCGGCGUCGUCGUCGUCGUCGUCGGCCUCGUCCGUGCGAGUGGUACAGGGGGGAAAAAAGAAAACGCACGCAGCCCGAGCGAGGGGGGCGGUUUUCAAAUCUUCCGGGAUCUUUCGCCUGCAGCUUCAGUUUCAACUUGGAAUUUGUCGCCGACCGCUCCGCGACCAUGUCUGACAACCAGGGCAACGUCAACAACAACAACAACCCCAUAAAUAACAAUGGCGGGGCCAACCGAAUACGGAACCCCAAUAUCAAUCAGAACCCGCUUAUCAAUGUCCGCGACCGUCUGUUUCACGCCCUCUUCUUUAAAAUGGCAGUCACCUACGCCAGGCUUUUCCCCCCGUCUUUCCGAAGGAUCUUCGAGUUCUUUGUCCUCUUGAAGGCCCUGUUUGUCCUCUUCAUCCUGGCCUACAUCCACAUCGCCUUCUCGCGCUCGCCCAUCAACUGCCUGGAGCACGUGCGGGAGAAGUGGCCCCGCGACGGCAUCCUGCGGGUGGAGAUCCAGCGCAAUUCCAGCCGGGCGCCCAUCUUCCUGCAGUUUUACGAGACGGACAGCUUCCAGGGGCUGGUCAAGGAGCCGGAGGGGGCCCUGGGCGCCGUGGAGGAGGAGGAGGAGGAGGAGGAGAUGACGGUGGAGAUGUUUGACAACAGCUCAGUGCAGUUUGAGCUGGACAUCGAGCCGCGGCUGAAGCCCUCUCUCAGCAGCAGCGUGGAGGCAGUGACACAAGCAGCAGUGCUCAACGACAGCCAGGACCUCUCCUUCACCCAGACCGCCACUAAAGGUAUGCAGCAGCUGAGGGAGACAGUCUCCGAGCUUGAGAUGCUAACCCGAGCAGUGUGGCCACAGGAGGAGUAUAUAGUGGAGUAUUCACUGGAGUAUGGCUUCUUGCGUCUCUCUCCUACCACCCGCCAGCGCCUUAACAUCCCUGUCAUGGUGGUCACUUUGGAUCCGAUGAAGGACCAGUGCUUUGGGGAUGGGUUUAGUCGUUUCCUCUUGGAUGAGUUCCUUGGCUAUGACGACAUUUUAAUGUCCAGUGUGAAAGCCUUGGCGGAGAACGAGGAAAACAAAGGAUUUCUGCGCAAUGUGGUCUCGGGGGAACACUACCGCUUCGUCAGCAUGUGGAUGGCACGGACCUCCUACCUGGCAGCCUUUGUCAUCAUGGUCAUUUUUACGCUGUCCGUCUCCAUGCUACUUCGUUAUUCGCACCAUCAGAUCUUUGUCUUCAUAGUGGACCUUCUGCAGAUGUUGGAGAUGAACAUGACCAUUGCGUUUCCUGCGGCACCUUUGCUCACAGUUAUACUGGCUCUAGUUGGCAUGGAAGCAAUUAUGUCAGAGUUUUUCAAUGACACAACAACUGCAUUCUACAUCAUUCUUAUCGUGUGGUUGGCUGACCAGUACGAUGCAAUCUGCUGCCACACCAACACCAGCAAGCGCCAUUGGCUCAGGUUCUUCUAUUUAUAUCAUUUUGCAUUCUAUGCAUACCACUACCGUUUCAAUGGGCAGUACAGUAGCCUGGCCCUUGUGACUUCCUGGCUAUUCAUACAGCACUCAAUGAUCUACUUCUUCCAUCACUACGAACUGCCUGCCAUCCUGCAGCAGAUUCGGAUCCAGGAGAUGCUACUUCAGAACCAGCAGGCAGGCCAGGGUAAUCAGACCACCCUGCAGGACAACCUCAAUAACAACACUACCAGCAGCACCGCACCCGGCCCGGGAGGAGGGGCCGGAGCCAGAGCAGCCCCCAAUGGGCAGCCCCGCCUCCCCGGCGACGCCCCGCCCCAGCCCAACGGCCUGGCCAGUCAGAGCGCAGCUGGGGGGCAGGCGGAGAGCGGCAACCUGGACUGGGUGGCGGAAACGGCUGCUAUCAUCACAGAGGCUCUGACCACCCCACAGCUGGGGGGGGGCCUGUUGGAGACUGAGGGCAUCCGAGAGCAGGUGCCGGAGGCGGGCAUCAGCGUGGUGGCACACCUGCGGGUAGGCAGCGAGAGCCGCGAAGGAGGCGCUGCCAGCAGUGCCAGCGUGGUCACGCUGGAGUUCACAGCCAGAGGGGGCGACCUGGGAGAGCAGGCCAUGAGUGUUUCACAAGAUCCCUCGCCAGCCACUGCCCCGCAGGAGGGCAAGGCCGCCCAGCCCGGCCUCGCUGCUGUCCCAGGGACUGGGGCCCAGCAGGACCCAUUCCUAGACUGUAGGAGCCUCGAUGGAGAGGGGCAGCCCUCUGCCUCAGUGGCCGCGCAGCGCAGCGAAACGGACUGGCACUGCAAGGCAGAGGGAGACUCUAGGGCUUCCCCCCCUGACCCCCAGCCAACUCCUUCCUGAGCUCCGCUGCACUGCCGCCUGCUAAAUUAUCGUUGUUCUUUUCUUUCUUCUUCAAACACAUUGUCUUUGUGUGGAAAAGCUCGGGGACAGGAUGCCAAAGAUCCUCUUGGAUGUGGCUUUGUGGAAGACAAGGGAGGGAGGAGGGACGAAGAGACGCCAUCCUCUCCUUCCCUCGUGGUGGAAACAGGAGUUAAACUUUUUUUUUCCUUUUGUUUUAAAAUGGGGAUUCGUGUCAGGAUAGAUUCUUACCAAAAUCUAUUUCUUAUGGGCCAGGAGGGACACAUGAGCAGAGCUCUAAAUUUAAAGGCUUUAGUUUUUAAUCAGUGACAAAGAGCAUAGAUUGUGUGACCCAGCGACAGAAUGUAUUGACGGGGAGAAACAAAAUACAUGCAUUGUGAUUCUAAAAAUAAAGGUGCUGAAACAGAUGAGAUCAGCUGAGAUGGCAUUGUUUUUAUGUGCUGAAAAAGAGAAGAUGACAGCGCUCGCCCUAGUAAGAGAAUUCGAGAGCAUAAUGUCUUGUGUUUUCUGAAGCGCCUGGCAGGAAUAUGGCAUUCAUUGAAUUGUAAAUGUGUACCAUCUAGAGCAGUGUGAUUGCUGUAGCAUAUUCCAAUGUUUGACCCCUACCAAGGCUUGUGUGUUUUUUUUCAUCUCAAGAUCUUUUCAUCUAACGACUUUGUUUAUUUUUCCCCCACUCUCAGCAAUUCAUUUACAUAGAUCCUUGAAUUGUGUAAAAGCACAGUAAAGCAAUUGGGUUCUUGGAGUAACUUUUGUCCAUUUAACCUAAUUAGACCAAAGAAUUGGGGAGCUAAGGAGUCAGGGGAGAGAAGAGCUGUACAGAGGAAAUUAGUGACUGUAAAUUUAACAAUUUUAGAAUUAGGAGCUUAGGAGUUAGUUGGCCUUCUCUUUGGGGAAAAAACACUAGAUAUUGGUGAACAAAGACACCUAUGGCUUGGUAUCAUUCCUUCCACCCCUUAUGAGUUUUUAUAUUGAAAAAAUAUUUUCACUUGAUCACUUUGUUGAAUAAGCACUGGCUGCUGUGCCCAACCAUCAUUAAAUGUUUUUGUUCAUUGCAGCAUCUGCACAGAUCUAAAAAACAAAUGGAAGUUCCCCCCCUGAAACAGAAUUUAUAUAUUUCCCUGUCCUGUCAGCUCUUAGAAAAGUCAAUUCCAGGAAUCUGUGUAUACCCUUCUGAUGUUGUCCUGUCUCUGCUGUUGUGCUUCUUGAAUAUAAGUAAUAAAUUUGUUUGCUACAGGUA